AUUCGUCAAGAUGGCCAAGUCCAAGAACGCGUCCCAGCACCACCGCAGCCAGAAGGCUCACCGUAACGGUAUCAAGAAGCCCAAGACCAACCGUUACCCCUCCCUCCGUGGUGUUGACGCUAAGUUCCGCCGCAACCACCGUCACGCCCUGCACGGUACCGCCAAGGCCCUGAAAGAGCGCAAGGAGGGAAAGCGUGAGAACGCUUAAAUGUUCGUCGGAAUGG
This is a messenger RNA of Penicillium odoratum, 224 nucleotides long. Its product is annotated as 60S ribosomal protein eL29. Gene Ontology annotation, biological process: cytoplasmic translation. The record is from RefSeq and is a predicted model, not a curated record. Lineage: Eukaryota; Fungi; Ascomycota; Eurotiomycetes; Eurotiales; Aspergillaceae. Gene Ontology annotation, cellular component: cytosolic large ribosomal subunit; ribosome. Bases 11 to 208 code for a protein of 65 amino acids. Gene Ontology annotation, molecular function: structural constituent of ribosome. The transcript has 4 exons.